AUGGUCUUCUUGAAACUAAAAUGCUUGAAGGAGCUACCCUCGUGGGCUUUGAAGACGACGUGGCAAUCGUGGUCACUGCCAAAACAUAGCUUUGUAGAAUCAGGACUACAACUGGUAGAAAACUGGCUGGAGGAAAACAGCUUUCAAGCGCAAAAUUCUGUUAAGUGUGAUUCUGUAUGCAACGCUAAUCUGAGGACUAUAUCCAUUGGGAUCUGCAGUACCUAUCGUACAAUAUCUGCUGAAGUAGGUGUUAUUGCUGGAAUUCCACCCAUAAAGCUACAAAUUAAAGAAAGUAAAGGAAGGUAUGAUGGAAUAGACAAGAACGUUGCCAGAAAAAUCCUGAAAAAUGGCAAAAAAUGGGAAUAUGGGACAUACGUCCGCUGGAUCUUUCAUUUAAACCAGAACUCCAUGUUUGGGUGGACAGAACAUUUGGAGAAACUGGAUACUUCCUCAUACUCUUCUUAUGCUCCAGAUGAAGAGAAGGUAAAAAUUUAG
Brassicogethes aeneus is the source of this 495-nucleotide messenger RNA. The record is from the annotation of a GenBank genome assembly. Lineage: Eukaryota; Metazoa; Arthropoda; Insecta; Coleoptera; Nitidulidae.